AUGGACACUCUUAAGACACUACUCGAAGGCCUAUACCAACAAUAUGCCUCCAUGCAAGCAUCCAUGCAACAACACAUGACCGAACAAGCUGCUUUGCACAAUGCCUUUCAGCAAAAUAUGGACAUAAGGAAGUUAAUUGGAGCCAGAUAUUAUGUCGGAGACUCUACAACCGACACUCAGAAUCAUGGGACUCACACGGCCUCAACAACAGUUGGAAGAGUAGUAAAAAAUGCCAACUAUUUUGGCAUUGUAAACGGGACAGCGAGAGGAGGUGUUCCAUCCGCUAAGAUAGCUACUUAUAAGGUGUGCAAAGGUCAUUGUGAUUCCAAAGACAUCAUGGCCGCCUUUGAUGACGCCAUUGCUGAUAAUGUAGACAUUAUCACUAUCUCAAUUGGAUCUCUGGACCCUUUAAACAUUAGUGAAGAUGUUCUUGCUAUUAGCUCCUUUCAUGCAAUGCAAAAGAGUAUUUUAACCGUACAAGCGAGCAAUUCAACAAAUCAGUUUUCCAUAGGCGAAGGCAACAAACAGUUGGUGUAUGGAAAAGAAAUCACCCGUCAUUGUAAUGAAUCAAGUGCAAUGCAAUGCAUUGACAGUUGUGUUAACUCUGAUUUGGUUAAGGGAAAGAUAGUGGUUUGUAAUGUUAAUCAAUCGGACUUUGGUUUCUUCUUUACGGCUAGAGAUUACAAUGCAAGUGGGGUUAUUUUUAGAAAGAUUGAAACAGACAUUUCAGAUAACGUACCUUUUUCAAUCGUGUUUUUGAAUGACUCUGAUUUUCAUUAUGUUGAAUCUUAUCUAAAGUCUAAAACGGUGUCAUCUGCGCGUAUACUAAAGAGUGAGACUAUUCACUAUCCUGCACCCAUUGUAGGUUUUUCUUCUAGCAAAGGACCCAAUAAAAUUUUACCAGAAUUUUUCAAGCCUGAUAUAACCGCCCCAGGAAUUAAUAUCUUGGCAGAAAGCCCUAAACCCAACAGUUAUUCUACUGGCCAAUUAGCUUCUAAGUACGACAUCCAGUCUGGAACUUCCAUGGCGUGUCCUCAUGUUACCGGUGCAGUUGCAUAUGUGAAAUCGAUGCAAUCUGAUUGGUCUAUUUUAGCUAUCAAAUCAUCUAUAAUGUCGACAGCUUGGACCAUGAAUAUGAAAGACAAUAUAGAUGCUAAACUUGGCUAUGGAGCAGGACACAUCGAUCUAGUGAGGGCUAUAUAUCCUGGACUCGUGUAUGAGACAUUGAUAGAUGAAUAUGACAACAUGCUUUAUAGUAUGGGUUUAGAAGGAGAUAAGUUGAGGAAAAUGAUAGGAGUAAUAAAGAAGUGUCCAAAAGGAAUAAUAACUUCUAUGAAGGAUCUCAACUAUCCGGCAAUGACAGCCUCAGUUAAUAAUGAAUAUGAACUUUCUGUAGUGGCAGUAGAUCUGGCAAAAUCAAAACAGGUUGGAUUAAUCUAG
Messenger RNA from Impatiens glandulifera, 1440 nucleotides. RefSeq names its product subtilisin-like protease SBT4.3. Gene Ontology annotation, molecular function: serine-type endopeptidase activity. NCBI's taxonomy places the organism in Eukaryota, Viridiplantae, Streptophyta, Magnoliopsida, Ericales, Balsaminaceae. Gene Ontology annotation, biological process: proteolysis. The transcript has 7 exons. The record is from RefSeq and is a predicted model, not a curated record. The coding region runs from base 1 to 1440 and encodes 479 amino acids.